Messenger RNA from Herpailurus yagouaroundi (jaguarundi), 1525 nucleotides. RefSeq names its product histo-blood group ABO system transferase 2-like. The transcript is spliced from 3 exons. Bases 233 to 886 code for a protein of 217 amino acids. Gene Ontology annotation, biological process: carbohydrate metabolic process. The record is from RefSeq and is a predicted model, not a curated record. Gene Ontology annotation, cellular component: membrane; vesicle; Golgi apparatus. Lineage: Eukaryota; Metazoa; Chordata; Mammalia; Carnivora; Felidae. Gene Ontology annotation, molecular function: hexosyltransferase activity.
CACUGAGGAUCUGCUGGGGCCUCUGCUUCCUCACGUUGUCACCUGGGCUGCCAGUCCCCAGACCAGAAACCUGCCCGUCUGAAGGUGCCCAGCACUGCCUCCCUUGGGUUUCACUUGCCUGAGUCCCUCCCCGGGACGACCCACAUCUCUGACGCCUGCUCCCUUGGGACUGAGACGUGUCUGGUCUCCAUCUUCCUGCAGACUCACUCCCAUCGUGUUGUUUUAUCUCAGGAUGGUUUACCGCCAGCCCAAGGUGCUAACACCCUCUAGGAAAGAUGUCCUUGUCCUCACCCCUUGGCUGGCCCCCACCGUCUGGGAAGGGACUUUCAACAUUGACAUCCUGAAUGAGCAGUUCCGGCUCCGGAACACCACCAUCGGACUAACGGUGUUUGUGAUCAAAAAAUACGUGGCCUUCCUGGAGCUGUUCCUGCAGACGGCGGAGAAGCACUUCAUGGUGGGACACAAGGUCUCCUACUACGUGUUCACCGACCGGCCGGGGGAUGUGCCCCGCGUGCCCCUCGGGGAAGGGAGGCAGGUGGUGGUCCUGGAGGUCCGGAGCUACUCGCGCUGGCAGGACGUGUCCACGCACCGCAUGGAGAUGAUCCGCAACUUCUCCCGGCAGAGAGAAGUUUUUCGGGGGGUCCGUGGCAAGGUUCUGCGGCUCACGUCGGCCUGUCACCAGGCCACGGUGGUCGACCGGGCCCACGGCAUCGAGGCCGUGUGGCACGACGAGAGCCACCUGAACAGGUACCUGCUGGACCACAAGCCCACCAAGGUGCUGUCCCCCGAGUACCUGUGGGACGAACAACUGCUGGGCUGGCCCGCCGUCGAGAAGAAGCUGAGGUAUGUGACCGUGCCCAAGAGUCACCGGGGCAUCCGGGACUGAAGACGGGCUGGCCUAGUGUCCGUCAGGGGUGCCACCCUGACCCCAGCCGUCAGAGCAGAUGGGCUGUCGCCGCUCCCUUUUUCUGUCCGGUCGCGGGACAUCGCCGAGGCAUCGCAUCGGGCACGGGCACAGUUAGGCCUGACCGGGGGCCUGCCGGGGGGUGCGGCUCCAGCAAGACCCCUUGCUCUUCGGGUUCCUGGUCAGAGUUGAAAGGUCGCUUGCAGCCGCGGGCAGGACAUGAAGGUGAGGCCGGAUCAGGACCCCCUUGGCUGGCGCCUGGCUUCCCGGCAGCAUGGGGCACAGCCCGCCGCCUGCUGGGGCAGGACAGCCCCCCCCCCCCCGGCCUCCCUCAGUCACUGCGGUUUUGUGGCUGUUCACUUGCCCUGUCACUGCCACUAAAAUAUUUCCGGCGCAUGACAGGAGUUGCGGGUUGUCCCGGAAACCUGCCUUGUGCGCUUCCUCGAGGCCCCGGCCAGGGCUGAGUGCUGCAGUCUCUCCACCUUGCGUCUCCCUUCUCACUUCAAGGACAGGGCGGUCCGCGUUGCCACUGCUAUUUCUCCGUGACAUUGGCCAACUGUUACAAUUUCUGGGUCACUUGCCGCUGUAAACAGCUCCAAUUUUAUGUCGGAUGCUUUUCUA